AUGUCCCGGGGCCGUGUUUUGGGGGGCUGCGCCUGGUUCCUGGGGGCUCUGGCUCUGCUGCAGACCCUCUACCUGCGGGCUGUGCCCCCCACCCCGCGCCCCCCGCCCCGCCGCGCCCCCCGCGGGGUCCUGGACGCCUCGGGGGCGUUCCGGGUGUUCCGGGACGUUCUGGGAGCCCCCCCGGGCUGGGCCCGCGCCCCCCGGCCCGAGCUGGUCCUGGCCACCCACGGCAGCCCCGGGCGAGCGGCGGCGGCGCUCGGGGGGUCCUGGGGGGGCCCGCUGGCCCUGGCCGUGUUUGGGGUGCCCCGGGAGGGGCUGGAGGAGCUGCUGGCGAUUUUGGGGGGUCCCUGCCGGAGUUUGAGGAGCCGCCUGAGGCUGCACGUGGUGCUGGGGGCGGCGGGACCCCCCCCAAAAAUCCCCGAGGCGCCGCGAGCCCCCCGAAGCGCCGGGGGGUGCCGGGGGGCCCUGGCGCGGCUGGCGGCCGCCGACCCCCCCAGUUACAGUUUGGGGGUGCCGUACCCCGGGAAUCUGCUGAGGAACGUGGCCUGGGAGGGGGCGGCCGGGGGGGGCCCCGCGGGGGGACCCCCACCCAAAUUCGGGGAGCGUUUCGUGCUCAUGGUGGACGCCGACGUGGUGCCGAGCCCGGGUCUGCGCGAGGGGUUCCUGGAGCUGCUGCGGGACGGGGGCCUGGACGCGCGGCUGCUUUUCGUGCUGCCGGCCUUCGAGGUGCGCGCGGGGCUGCGGCCGCCGGCGUCGAAGCCGGAGCUGCUGCGGCUCUGGGGCGCGGGGGACGCGCGGCCGUUCUACGGGACGCUGUGUCCCCGCUGCCAGGCCCCCACCGAUUUCGGCCGCUGGCGGACGCUGCCGCCGGCGCCGCGGCCGCGCGUGGCCUACGAGGCGCCGUGGAGGGACCCCUGGGAGCCGUUCUUCGUGGCCCCCGCCCGCGGCGUCCCCCCCUUCGACGAGAGGUUCCUCCAGUACGGCUUCAACCGCAUCAGCCAGGCCUGCGAGCUGCACGUGGCCGGGUUCCGCUUCGCGGUGCUGGACGGGGCCUUCGUCACCCACCGGGGGUUCAAGGAGCCGGGCGGGUUCCACGGGGGCCGCGAGGCCGAGCUGGGCCACAACCGGCGCCUCUUCCGUGGCUUCCGUGAGGAGCUGAGGAGGCGCUACCCCGGAUCCCCCCGGCGCUGCUGAGCACCUGGGGACACCUGGGGACACCUGGGACACGCCUGGGACAGCUGGGACACACCUGGGGACACUUGAAGGACCUGCUGUGAACACCUGAGGACAGCUGGGACACACCUGGGGACACUUGAAGAACCUGCCGGGAACACCUGGGGACACCUGGGACACACCU
Molecule: messenger RNA, 1357 nt
Organism: Pseudopodoces humilis (Tibetan ground-tit)
Lineage: Eukaryota; Metazoa; Chordata; Aves; Passeriformes; Paridae
Source: RefSeq, a predicted model, not a curated record